AUGGCUCAUACUCGACUUGCAAGGUAUGAAGCAACAUGGUCCUCUUAUGAAGAUUGUGGUGAUGUGGUCCAUAGGUUUUGGUACGGUUCCUCUGACUCUCAAGUAUCCUUUUCUUCACUCAUGCAAAAGUUAAAACGAGGCAUGUCUACUUUGCAAAGGUGGAGUAAAGGCAAGGCACCUCUCUCGGAUUCCUAUUUACAAGCCAAGUUGCAAUGGUUGUAUUUUCUACAGCAGUCUAUGCCUGCUGCUUCAAUUGGGGAAAUACACCAAUUGCAGAGAGAGAUCAAUGGUUUAUUAGAAAGUAUUAAUGUGAAAUGGCAACAACGAGCCAAAGAACAUUGGCUACAGAAGGGGGAUAGGAAUUCAAGAUAUUUUCACUCUUGUGCUACACAAAGGAAGAAGAGAAACUGUAUUGUGAAGAUUACUGAUGAAAGGGGGAUUGUGUACACCAAGUCAGAGGAGAUUGCGAAGGUUUCUGAGGACAUGAAUGCUAAGUUAACUCAACAGUUUACUGCAGUAGAGGUUGAAAAAGCACUUUUUCAGAUGGGCCCUUAUAAGGCUCUGGGUCUCGAUGGUUAUGGAGCAUGCUUUUUCCAACAUCAUUGGUCAACUAUGAAGGGGGCUGUUUGUCAAGCUUUGUUAUCAUUUCUGAAUGACAACACAUUGGCAGCUUACGAAACACUCCACACCAUGAAUUUUAAGAUGUAUGGCAAGAAGGGUUACAUGGCACUGAAACUUGACAUGAGCAAGACUUAUGAUCAUGUGGAAUGGGGAUUUUUACAUGCUGUCAUACAACAACUUGGCUUUGCUUCGAGGUGGACUCAAUUGAUCAUGAAUUGUGUUUCAACUUCCAGUUUUUCAAUCUUAGUGAAUGGCUCCCCUCAACAGCUUUUCAGUCCAUCAAGGGGUUUGAGGCAAGGCUGCCCACUAUCACCAUACCUUUUUAUUUUGUGUGCUGAGACUUUGAGUUCCCAACUCUUAGCUGUUGAAAGGCAGGGUUUAAUUUCUGGUGUGCCUAUUAUAAGGGGUGAACUGACUAUGAAUCACCUGUUCUUCGCGGAUGAUAGUUUGAUGUUUUUCCAAGCCAAUAUGGUGGAAUGGGGUAGGCUAAAUAACAUCCUCAGCAUCUAUGAACAGGCCUCAGGACAACAGCUGAAUAGGGAAAAGACCUCUCUUUUUUUAGUCGAAACACCAAACCUUCUACCAGGGCCUAUAUCAAAGAGAUUGCUGGUUUACAUGCCUCCUCAAACAUGGAAAAAUACUUAG
Messenger RNA from Carya illinoinensis, 1266 nucleotides. RefSeq lists its product as uncharacterized. The record is from RefSeq and is a predicted model, not a curated record. The transcript has 3 exons. Lineage: Eukaryota; Viridiplantae; Streptophyta; Magnoliopsida; Fagales; Juglandaceae. Bases 1 to 1266 code for a protein of 421 amino acids.